Molecule: messenger RNA, 1114 nt
Organism: Neomonachus schauinslandi (Hawaiian monk seal)
Lineage: Eukaryota; Metazoa; Chordata; Mammalia; Carnivora; Phocidae
Gene: SHOX2
Product: short stature homeobox 2
Exons: 5
Coding region: 53-1051 (332 amino acids)
Biological process (GO): regulation of transcription by RNA polymerase II
Cellular component (GO): nucleus
Molecular function (GO): sequence-specific double-stranded DNA binding; DNA-binding transcription factor activity, RNA polymerase II-specific
Source: RefSeq, a predicted model, not a curated record
GCGGGGCUCGGCUGGGAGAGGUUGAGCGCGGGGCUGACCGGCAUCGGCGGCGAUGGAAGAACUUACGGCGUUCGUCUCUAAGUCUUUUGACCAGAAAGUGAAGGAGAAGAAGGAGGCGAUCACGUACCGAGAGGUGCUGGAGAGCGGGCCGCUGCGCGGGACCAAGGAGCCGACGGGCUGCGCCGAGCCGGGCCGCGACGACCGCAGCAGCCCGGCAGUCCGGGCGGCCGGCGGAGGCGGCGGCGGAGGAGGAGGCGGAGGCGGAGGCGGAGGAGGCGGAGGAGGUGCAGGAGGAGGAGGAGCAGGCGGAGGAGCUGGAGGAGGGCGCUCUCCCGUCCGGGAGCUGGACAUGGGCGCCGCUGAGAGAAGCAGGGAGCCGGGCAGCCCGCGGCUUACCGAGGUGUCCCCAGAGCUGAAGGAUCGCAAAGAGGAUGCAAAAGGGAUGGAGGACGAAGGCCAGACCAAAAUCAAGCAGAGGCGAAGUCGGACCAAUUUCACUCUGGAACAACUCAACGAACUGGAGAGGCUUUUUGAUGAGACCCACUACCCGGACGCUUUCAUGCGCGAGGAACUGAGCCAACGGCUGGGGCUGUCCGAAGCCCGAGUGCAGGUUUGGUUUCAAAAUCGAAGAGCAAAAUGUAGAAAACAAGAAAAUCAACUCCAUAAAGGUGUUCUCAUAGGGGCUGCCAGCCAGUUUGAAGCUUGUAGAGUUGCGCCCUAUGUCAAUGUAGGUGCUUUAAGGAUGCCAUUUCAGCAGGAUAGUCAUUGCAACGUGACGCCCUUGUCCUUUCAGGUUCAGGCGCAGCUGCAGCUGGACAGCGCCGUGGCGCACGCGCACCACCACCUGCACCCGCACCUGGCCGCGCACGCGCCCUAUAUGAUGUUCCCGGCGCCGCCCUUCGGACUGCCGCUAGCCACGCUGGCCGCGGACUCAGCCUCCGCCGCCUCUGUGGUGGCUGCCGCCGCCGCAGCCAAGACCACCAGCAAGAACUCCAGCAUCGCCGAUCUCAGACUGAAAGCCAAAAAGCACGCUGCCGCCCUGGGUCUGUGACGCCAACGCCAGCACCAACGUCGCGCUUCCAGCGCGGCACGCACCCUGCAAAUCCUCCGUGCC